GAGACUCUGACAGUUCACAACUGAGAGGGGACAGGAAAAAAACUCAGGAUGGCUGAAUGCAGAUGGAUUAAAAUGUCUUUAAUUGUGAUACUGCUUCUUCAGUUAACAGCAAUAACUGAACAGGGCUUCCUCUCCUUCACUGCCAGAGAUGGAGAUGAUGUCACUUUGUCUUGUGAAAAUGUGAUGGACAGUCAAGAUAACUGUGACAGUGUUACAUGGCUCUUCACUGAUUCAAGAAGCAAAGCAACAGUGGUGGUUGUUAGUGGUGGGCAGAUCAGUGAAAAUGCCAAAGCUAAAUCAGACAGACUGAGUGUUACAGCAAACUGUUCUCUGGUUAUAAAGAAAGUCACACGUGAGGAUGUUGGACGUUACACCUGCAGACAGUUUGAUGAAUCAGGAGAACAAGGUCAAGAUGCUGUGGUUGAACUGUCUGUUGUUGACAUGACUGAACAUGAGUACACUGAUGAGGUGACAUUAACCUGCUCUGUGAGGACAUAUGAACGAUGUCCACACACAGUGAAGUGGCUGUUUCAGGGUCAAGAUGCCACUCAAGACCACCAAAUUAUAAAGACCUCACAGUCUCUCUGCUCUGCCUCUGUGACCUUUCUGACUUCUCUCUACACAUCAAGAUAUAAGUUAUUUACAUGUGAAGUGACUGAUGGUGACAGAGUGCAGGUGUUUCCCUUCAGAUCUCAAUCCUCAGGUGAGAAACCAGGUGAGGACACAACAACAGCAGCAACAGCAUCAACAACAACUGAAAACAACACUACAGCAGGUGCCAAUGAUCCUUCACCAGAACCACAAGCUUGUACAACUUAUUGGUCUGCUCUGGACUACAUCAUGUUGGUGAUGCGUGUGGCUGAACUCCUCUUUAUAACUGUGAUCACUGUUCUUCUCAUCAGAGCUCCAGGGAACCAGAGACCACCUGAUGACAACACUGUGCAUCAUGACGGCACAGUAAAAUAUGAAAGCAAUGGAGACCCUUCUGUUUCUGCCAGAUUCCACUGAUCAACAACUUCUACACUGACAUCAACUCACCAGAGAAAUGAGUCCACUGCUAGACAUGUCUUCACAGCAUUAUUUUACAUCAAAACAUGAUUAAUAAUUUCAUCUGGAAUCUUAGAUGAGGUCUGGUUAAUGAGGCCAAAUAUUAAAGCCUUGAUUUUUUUAUGCCUCCAUCCCGGCAAAAGCCGUAGCCAGAGACAUUAUGUUUUCAGGUUGUAAGUCCGUCCAUCCCAUCCUCAUGAACGCAUUAUCUCAAGAAUGCCUUAAAGGGAAUUUCUUCACAUUUAGCACAACCAUCCCCUUGGACUCAACAAUGAACAAAUUAGAUUUUGGUAGUCAUAGGUCAAAGGUCAUUUUUCCAUUUUAUUCGAAUGCUGAGGAGCACCUUGAGGGAAUUCUUCAAAUUUCAAAUUUGACAUAAACGUCCACUUGGACUAAAGAAAAAACUGAUUAGAAUUUGGUGGUCAAAGGUCAUGGUCACUGUGACCUCAAUAAACAUGUUUUUGGCCAUAACACAAGAAUUCUUACACUAAUUAUGACAUAAUUUCACACAAAUGUCUAAUAGGAUAUAAUGAUGAAGUGAUGACAUUUUAUAUCCAAAAGGUCAAAGGUCAACUUCACUGUGACAUCGUAAUAUUAUGCAUAAAAACACAUUUUUGGCCGUUACUCAACAUUUCACCUGAGGAGCAGAAGGGGAGACAGUUGUUAAGAUACUGAGUUGACACUAAUGUUGGGUGCCCACCUUUAAACUGUGCUGAUUCUGUGCUGCUGGGGGGAAGAUAUGUGAAGCAUUCAGCAUUCUUUUCACAGAUAUGGAUGUAAACUGUGCAGGAAAUUUGACUGGGACAUGUUGGUAUACAUCCACAGGGUAGUAUGUCUAGUUUCUAAUUUCAAGAAGCUUGCUGUACAUUUAGGUAGGGUAACUUUCUAAGGGCAAUAUCCAUUUGAAUUUCAUGAGUAGUUUAUCAUGACCUCACUUUUAUGUGCAGGAGAACUCAUUUAAUUCACUUUGAUGUGGGUUUGCUAAUCUGCAGAGUAUGAAUGAGCUUUGGUUCUUAAUGAAGUCAGUAACUGUUAUCUUAAUUAUAACUGAUAAUACAAUCUGCUGAAAAUAGAUAGUGAACUCUUGCUUAUGUGUAUACAUGUUAUAUGUCAUGUCUAUGACAAUUAAAAGUGAAAAUUCAAAUUGACUUUGGAAAGACAAAAGUCAGUUUAUGAUCCCACCUUCUGUUAACAGUGGCAUUUUGGAAGCGUUUUGGCUUUGUUAAUUCUCUCUCUCUCUCUCCCUCUCUCUCUCUCUCUCUCUCUCUCUCUCUCUCUCUCUCUCUCUCUCUCCCUGUGUCAUAUGGAUUACUGUUAAUUUAUCAUGUUGAUCUGUUCUGUACGACAUCUAUUGCACGUCUGUCCGUCCUGGAAGAGGGAUCCCUCCUCAGUUGCUCUUCCUGAGGUUUCUACCGUUUUUUUUCCCUCGUUAAAGGGGUUUUUUUUGGGGAGUUUUUCCUUAUCCGCUGUGAGGGUCUUAAGGACAGAGGGAUGUCGUAUGCUGUAAAGCCCUGUGAGGCAAAUUGUGAUUUGUGAUAUUGGGCUUUAUAAAUAAAAUUGAUUGAUUGAUUGAUUGAUGGUUAAUGUGAUAAA
Messenger RNA from Epinephelus fuscoguttatus (brown-marbled grouper), 2640 nucleotides. RefSeq lists its product as uncharacterized. The transcript has 7 exons. Lineage: Eukaryota; Metazoa; Chordata; Actinopteri; Perciformes; Serranidae. Gene Ontology annotation, molecular function: protein tyrosine kinase binding; MHC class II protein binding. Gene Ontology annotation, cellular component: external side of plasma membrane; membrane raft. The record is from RefSeq and is a predicted model, not a curated record. Bases 49 to 1008 code for a protein of 319 amino acids. Gene Ontology annotation, biological process: interleukin-15-mediated signaling pathway; T cell activation; positive regulation of ERK1 and ERK2 cascade.